AUGAUGGACUGGCUAACAUCCAUCUCCGUUGACGUCUUCCACCCCAAAGUGUUGCUGGAGAGUACUCCCUCGAAUCCUUACAUCCUUCCUUUCGAAGUUUGGCUGCUCAUUUUCGCCUGUCUCGCACAAGAUCGCUGCAUUUCACCUGACGUUAUUGCCCUCAGUCACACUACAUCGCAAUUUAGGUCUUUAACAUUGGCUAUGCCUUCACUAUGGGCACAUUUUGACCUCAUGGAUCACUGCACAGAGCGUCUGGAGGAGUACAUUCGACGCUCGGACAACCAACCAGGCUGCAUUGCUAGCAGAAAACAGAAAAACGGAGGAAAACGGGCAAAGGACCUUGCAAUCUACUAUAAAGUUGAUCCAACGCGUAUUUAUGACGCAUUCGUGCCAGAACAACACCUCGCAGAAGUGGUCGGCGUUUUCACCGACCUCCGGUGCCUACAUGUCGCCGGUACGACAAAAACGACAUCAAUCUCGUUUUCAUAUAUCCUCGACGCUUUCCCGCAUCUCAUUGAAUUCGUGUGGGAACCGCCAUACGUUCCCGAGCGGAUAGCAAGAAUUCAAUGGCACGAAAAUACAAAGCAAUACAAACUACAGACUCUGCGCAUUGCAGAGGUCAUUCCUAGGCGGAUACCAAGCGAGAUUCAACAGAUUCUCCUCCAUUGCCCAAAUCUCAUACACCUCGAAGGGGGUGUAACAUCCUUGGACACAAUGGAGGAGCUUUUAUCUACUUCGAUUCAGGUCUUGCACCUCGGUUUCACUUGGAUCCGAACCCCGCAACUCAUGAUCCGGUUUCGUUUUCCAGCACUGAGAGUGCUCGAGUUCAAAGGCAAAUUAUGCUGGUGCUAUCGAUCGGCAGAUGUCAGCCUUGGGUUUGAAGACUCGACGUAUCUAGAGAAGUUGAUAGCUUCUCUCUGUAUAGACAAUGUGGAGCGUUGUAUGCGCUGGAUCGCAAUAAGUGGCCAACAUCCGAAGGAAUUGCAUAUCAGCAUGUAUGACCAGUCGCUUAGCCGGUUCCUCUUCAGGAUGGGAGUAGGUUUUGGAGGAAAGUCAAUCUUCCCGUGUUUGGAGAAACUCUACAUCACUUCUCUCGAUAACACUGGUCGAAUAUCUGUGCAAGAAGCGAUCAACCUUGUCACCCAAAUGUCCCAAGCUCGCAGCGUUCUCGGUCUGCCGAGACUACGGGUUCAACUAGGUUUACGGUGGCUUUAG
Messenger RNA from Serendipita indica DSM 11827, 1215 nucleotides. The record is from the annotation of a GenBank genome assembly. NCBI's taxonomy places the organism in Eukaryota, Fungi, Basidiomycota, Agaricomycetes, Sebacinales, Serendipitaceae.